AUGAAGUCAGUUUUUCUCCCAGGUCCGCCAUUUCAUUAUUUUCAAGUUUGUUGUCUUAACUUCUGAGAUUCGUAAUAAAGUUGGCAUAAAUAUUUGGACGCGACGAGACUAAAUACUGUUUUAAUAAGUGCACAACAAGCGGCCCGAUUGACAGAAUAGCAGUUUUUUCUUAAAAUAAGCGGACGAAACGUGGUAAGAAUGUCGUGCAUGUUCUGAACGUGUUCUUAGCAGCGAAAGUUUUUGUAUGAGUUGAGUCCUAGUUGCGGAGGAGAGGCAAAGGCCUGGGAAAGCCUUGGUGUUGGAUCGGCAGCCAUGGCCGGGAAUUUUGACGCCGAGGAUCGUGCGAGCUGGUAUUGGGGGAGGCUGAGUCGACAAGAGGCGGUUUCUCUUCUGCAAGGACAGAGGCACGGUGUGUUCUUGGUCAGGGACUCCAUCACCAGCCCAGGCGACUGUGUGUUGUCAGUUUCGGAGAAUUCAAAAGUCUCCCAUUAUAUAAUCAACAGCAUCAGCAGCAGCCGGCAAUCAGGAUUGGCUCCGCCACGCUUCCGCAUCGGAGACCAGGAAUUCGAUGGCCUCCCCGGCCUGCUGGAGUUCUACAAGAUCCACUACCUGGACACUACCACCCUGAUCGAGCCCAUCAACAAGGCCAAGCACGCGGGCUUUGUCAGCACCAGCGCGGGCACAGGGAACUCUCAGAGGCCAGAGGAGGCAGAGUAUGUGCGUGCCCUCUUCGAUUUCCCCGGGAAUGACGAGGAGGACCUGCCCUUCCGCAAGGGCGACGUGCUGCGGGUGCUGGAGAAGCCAGAGGAGCAGUGGUGGAACGCGCAGAAUUCAGAGGGGCGUGCCGGGAUGAUCCCUGUGCCGUACGUGGAGAAGUACCAGCCGGCGUCUCCAAACUCCACGGCCUCUGCUGUGCCGGGGGGCGCGGGCGGCACGGCGGACGGCACGGGCGCCCAGCCCCUCCCGCCGCUGGGAGAGCCGGGGCCCUACGCCCAGCCCAGCGUCAACACGCCGCUGCCCAACCUGCAGAACGGACCCGUUUUCGCCAGGGCCAUCCAGAAGAGGGUUCCUAACGCCUACGACAAGACAGCCCUUGCUCUGGAGGUGGGCGACAUGGUGAAGGUGACUAAGAUCAAUGUGAACGGCCAGUGGGAGGGCGAGUGCAAGGGCAGGCGUGGCCACUUCCCCUUCACACACGUGCGACUGCUGGACCAACACAACCCUGAGGAUGAGCUGAGCUGAGAGUGGAGCUGGGUCCUCGAACUUCCGCUGUGUCACUCACACAC
Molecule: messenger RNA, 1286 nt
Organism: Megalops cyprinoides (Indo-Pacific tarpon)
Lineage: Eukaryota; Metazoa; Chordata; Actinopteri; Elopiformes; Megalopidae
Product: adapter molecule crk-like
Exons: 3
Coding region: 313-1242 (309 amino acids)
Molecular function (GO): protein binding
Source: RefSeq, a predicted model, not a curated record